Messenger RNA from Gracilinanus agilis (Agile Gracile Mouse Opossum), 1090 nucleotides. RefSeq names its product hes family bHLH transcription factor 6 (gene HES6). The coding region runs from base 113 to 814 and encodes 233 amino acids. The record is from RefSeq and is a predicted model, not a curated record. The transcript has 4 exons. Gene Ontology annotation, molecular function: DNA-binding transcription factor activity, RNA polymerase II-specific; RNA polymerase II cis-regulatory region sequence-specific DNA binding; protein dimerization activity. Gene Ontology annotation, biological process: regulation of neurogenesis; regulation of transcription by RNA polymerase II; anterior/posterior pattern specification. Gene Ontology annotation, cellular component: nucleus. Lineage: Eukaryota; Metazoa; Chordata; Mammalia; Didelphimorphia; Didelphidae.
AGCAGAGCUCGGGCUCCGGCCACAAAAGCCUCCUGGGCUCGGGGAAGGUUCCCGUCUUUCCCUUCGGUUUCGCUUCCUUCCAUCCUUCUCGUCCCCCGCCCGCCUACCAGGCAUGGCCCCAUCUUUCCGGCCCAGCCGAAGCCGCCCCGGGCGGGAGGAAGAGGAUUUCUGGGAGGCGAAGGGAGACCGAAAGGCCAGGAAGCCGCUGGUAGAGAAGAAGAGGCGCGCCCGGAUAAACGAGAGUCUGCAGGAGUUGCGCCUGAUCCUCGCGGACGCCGAGUUUCAGAUGAAGAUGGAGAACGCGGAGGUCCUGGAGCUCACCGUGAAGCGAGUGCAAGGCGUCCUGCAGAGCCGCUCCCUGGAGUCGGACAAACUCCACCGGGAGGCCAGUGAGCGCUUCGUGGCUGGCUACAUCCAGUGCAUGCAUGAAGUACAUAUGUUCGUCUCCACUUGCCCGGGCAUCGAUGCUGCCAUUGCUGCCGAACUCCUCAACCACCUGCUGGAGUCCAUGCCCCUCAACGAAGGCGCCAGCUUCCAAGCCCUGCUGGGAGAUGUUCUCGGGGAGGCUGUAGCGGCCGGGCCCGGGGGCAGCCUGUGGCCUGGGGGAGAUGGCCUGGGCUCCCCGGGGGGCCCUUUGUCCCCCCUGCCCAGCCCUCUGUCCCUGUCACCUAGCGAGGACAUUUGCUCUGAUCUAGAAGAGGCCUCCGAGGUCGAACUGAGCCAGGUGGCCCAGGAAGGGCUGGACACUGCCCCCUGCUUCCCCAGUGGCCUGGCUUCCUCUGCUGUUUCCAAGUGUAUGUGGAGACCUUGGUGAUGGAGACUGAGCUGAGGGAGGGGAGAUCCCUGAGCUGCCUCAGUGGGUGCAUGGGGGAUGGGAUGCACCUGACUGGCUCCUCUUCCCUGUGGACCCCCUCCCACCCCUUCCUUGGCCUCCUGCUCCAGGUCCAGGCAGGACACAUUGGCUGGAUCCUAGAUCUCUGAGUGUGUCUAAUGUCUGACAUUGUAGGCACGCCAAGUAGGUGGCCAGAGAGCUCCUGGCCCUGCCAGCUGGACUUUCCCCAGGCCCUUUGAGUGUUGGGGAGGGGGGGGG